Messenger RNA from Dendroctonus ponderosae (mountain pine beetle), 1433 nucleotides. RefSeq names its product folliculin (gene BHD). The coding region runs from base 217 to 1365 and encodes 382 amino acids. NCBI's taxonomy places the organism in Eukaryota, Metazoa, Arthropoda, Insecta, Coleoptera, Curculionidae. The record is from RefSeq and is a predicted model, not a curated record. The transcript is spliced from 6 exons. Gene Ontology annotation, biological process: negative regulation of transcription by RNA polymerase II; positive regulation of TORC1 signaling; positive regulation of transforming growth factor beta receptor signaling pathway. Gene Ontology annotation, molecular function: GTPase activator activity. Gene Ontology annotation, cellular component: cytosol.
CUGAACUAACGGAGCAAGAGUAGAUCACAGAGGUUACUCUGUAAUCUGUGGAGUAGAUUUCUUGUUUUCCAUUCAGAGGUCAGUUUCACCAGCACUAACCUCAAACAAGAUUUUGCAACAUUUUCAUAGGCAAAACUCCCCAUUCCAGGGGCGGAGCCCUUUUAAAAGCACACCAGCGCCCCAUUAAGGGGGCACAGCCCCAAAUUAGCGCCUGCCAUGGAUGGGAUUGUAGGUUUGGGGCACUUUUGCGAGACCCAUGGGCCCUGUGUGAUUUUAAGCACACAGCGAUGCGAACAGGAGCCCCAACAGUUUCCCCAUAGUCUCAAAGUGCCAGUUUGCGAGGCCUGCCAGUCGAUUGAUCUGAGGCAAGCGAUGGUGUGCAAAAACAAUGGGACUUGCUAUGUGACUACUAGAACGCCCCUUCAACAGCAUCUGGCUUUUCUACUGCGGCAGGCCGUAGUGCGAAGCUUGAGCUGCGAGGAAACUAGCAAACAGGAUGACAGUCUGUAUUUUGGAGACAAUAAACGGGGCCACAUCAUUAGCCACAUGUUUACAGUGCAAGACUCUUUGGCUAGAGGCUUUCAAAGGAAAUAUUGCAUCCUGAUUCUUACGAAGGAUAAGAUACAUUUGCUCAACUGCUGGCCGUUCCUAACAAACGAGAUUCGCUCAAUCUCCAAAGAGUUGCAAAAUUUGGCCCUUAAAGUGAACAACGUGGAGCAAUUGCAUAAGUCCCAACGAGCGGUGAGGCAAGCGCAAGCCGCCCCUGCUGGCACCGGAAGAUCGCUUGGGCAGCUUACCGGCCAACCGGAAAUUUUUGCGCAAAUUCACUUAUGGUUUGCCUGGUUACUUAGUUCAGAAACUGUUGUGGAAAAGCCUUUUAAACCGCCAGAAAUUCCUGCUGAUUGCCCGGCGUUGGGCUUAAGGCAACUUUAUCAAUCUAUGAAACAGGAAGUUUUCCAAAAACUCUGCUACUGCUACCUAACAGGCAUUCGAGUGAAUUCGCAGAAUCAGAGUAUUCUGGCGCAGUUACAGCAGUUGUUGCCACGGGAUUUUAGUCUUCCAAAAACAGGGGAAGUAUGCGAAUUGUACGCAAUUGAUGGCACAUUAGCAAUCAACUGGAAUCGGACUUUGCCUCGAAGAUUACCUACACUUUCGGCGUCAAUAGAGGCUGCUUUGAAGGACCCCAAUCUGCCCGACGCAGCCCUGGGGCCCCACCUAACAAGCCUCGUGAUGCAAUGGCAUAAUAUAGCUUGUGCAGUCGGAUGGGCUCCUGAUAGUAACAAUGUGGAGCUUUUGAGAAGUUUGGGUGUUCAGAAGCACGAUCUGCCUUUAUUGAGCUAUUGGGUGACACAAUGUAAAAAAUAACUUGUGGACAUUCGUGUUUAUAAAAACGAUUUUAUUACGCUCAAAUUUAACAUGGCCUUAAUCAGCUA